CGAGAUUGGCUUUCUGCUGCAUAUUGCACACAGACACCGGGCUAAUGAAAUAACUAUUGGACCGGCGAUAUGAACUUUAUGAUGUGAGGACUCCUUAAUGUCAUCCUUGUUGGGGCUCGGCAUGGCGCAGGAGGAGGACGAACACAGCCUGGAGGCGAAAUUUGCUGCUGCAGUUAAAGUGAUCCGGAGUUUGCCUGAAGAAGGUCCUUUCCAGCCAUCUGAUGACAUGAUGCUGAUGUUCUACAGUUACUACAAGCAGGCCACCCUGGGGCCCUGCAACAUCCCCAGACCAACUGGCUUCUGGGACACUCGUGGCAAAGCUAAGUGGGAUGCAUGGAGCUCUUUGGGAAAUAUGACAAAGGAGGAAGCCAUGAAGAAUUACAUUGAGGACAUCCAGCUGAUUUUGGAGACCAUACCAAUCUCAGAUGAAGUGGCUGACCUGGUGCAGCAGCUAGGCAACUUCUACACAGAGGUAGACAGAGAAGGAGAAGAAGCUGAAGAAAAUGAGGUGGACAGGAGACCCUUCACCAGGCCCUUUGCACAACAUACAGGUAAGCUGGUCAAACCAUUUCAGAAACCAACAAUGGAAGGCUAUGGGGAUCUGUGGGAUGAUAUACAGAACCUGCAGGAGAAUGACAAAGACAGCUGUGAUCAUGGCAAAAGUGACAGUAGCACAGAGGGAAGCAAAGAAAAUAGUGAAAUUGAGAAAAAAGAGGAAAGUAGUGAUUGGAAAAGUGAGGAAGAGGAGAAUGGGUAUGAAGAAGACAAUACAGAGGAUGAAGACCAGGAGAACGGAAAAGGUUGGAGUCCUGACUCGAGGCUGCUGACAGUGGAGGACAAGAGGUGGAGGUCUGACACCAGGGGGUCCAGCAGCAGCAUCGAGGCCAGCAUGUCCUUCACCAACGGGACACACAGCUCCCUCAACAGCGAGCUGGAGGAGGAGGAACUGGCCUGUUCCAUAGAGCCGAGUGUGCAGUGUAACUCCUAUAUGCACUUUAACGGACACCUAAAUGAUCGUAGUGAUGCUGUUCCUGAAAAGAACCAUCGAUCCACAGACUCAGAUAAUGAGGAAUUCUGUGACUCAAUGGAGCACCUGGCCAUGGAAGAGGGGCAGUCCACAUCAAAAAUCCUGUCACCUGAAUCGGGGGCUGCUUCGGUGAGGCAAAAGGAUCUUUGGUUUGAGAGCAACACUUCCUUGAAUGGAGGAGAGGAUCAAGCACUAAUUAGAGAUUCCUUCCAGAAAGAAGGGAUUAGCACAAGCCAACAUAACAGCUCCUUGUCAAGAAGAAGCAGAGGUUCUCAGUCGCCAAGGGCAACCUGCAGCUCUCAGCGGUGUGCCAGCGUGGAUGCUGCCUGCUGUUCUGUGUCACAGAGCAGGCAUCCUGUCAAUGCCGCCAGAGGAAAUGUCAAUGAGCAAAUAGCUACAGCUCUGCUGAGGUUGCAACAUGACAUGGCCACUGUGUUGCACAGGCUGCACGCUCUGGAGGCGCUUACAUUGUCACAGUCAAGAUCAUCUUCGCCAAGGCAGGAGGACACCCUACCUGUAGCACAAAAGUUCCUGAGACCGUCCUGGUGGCCUUUUGACUUGUGUCCACUCACAGUGGCGUUGACUGCACUCUGGCCUCUGAUUGCCCAUUGGCUUGUUCAGGUUUACCUAGAACGGAAGAGAAGGAAAAUCCCCUGAAUCAUCUGACAACCGUCGGCAUCAAUCAGACAUGAACAUGGGUUAGAAUUGUUGCACUUUUGUUGCUUUGUGGCUUUUUCAAGCCACAACCACAGCCUGCGUGUACGGUGGCACCAGUAUGGAAAGGCUACCUGAGUUACAUGAAUGGUCAGAAAGCUGUUUAAAGGGAGAGUCUGCAAUAUAGUGUAGCAUUAUGACGUCAUGGAUAUUUUAGGUGUUUCAGUGAGAGAAGAUUUAUACAUUAUGACACAUUUUCUUCGUUACCGUUAGCUUAGCAUUAGCUGGUGAUCCUAUUUAUGACACGUUUCACAGAUAACCAGGAAUUCGAUAUACACAUAACUCACAUAAAUGAGUCAACUUUGACUUGAAAAAAAAAUCACAAUCACACAGUAGCUGUGGAUCAUGUGCAAUGAGUUUUUCCCCAUUGUCAUUGCAGUUUUAUUUGUUGUGCAUUUCAUUGUUUAUUUACGUGUAUUCUCAUGUUUUUGUCAGACACAAUGUUUUUCUCAUAACUAAGGACAUCAGCCUUUUAUAUUUAUUGUACCGAAUAUAGACAUAUUUUAGAGGCAUUUUUUCUCGACCAACAUGGUAACAAAUACAGUUAUUUAUGUGUAAAAUUGUAUAUUUAUUGUAUGGCUUCAGUGCAUUAGUAUCAAAGAUCGCACUUUUUAAAAAGUGACAUUUAAAGUAAAGACAUUCCAUAUAUUUAUUCUUGUGUCUUGUCGGCUGUGCAGUGAAAAUGAAGAGUACUCGGUUUAAGCAAGGGUGUCAUGUUUCAUAAUGCACUUA
Chelmon rostratus (copperband butterflyfish) is the source of this 2473-nucleotide messenger RNA. RefSeq names its product acyl-CoA-binding domain-containing protein 5A-like. NCBI's taxonomy places the organism in Eukaryota, Metazoa, Chordata, Actinopteri, Chaetodontiformes, Chaetodontidae. The coding region runs from base 98 to 1684 and encodes 528 amino acids. Gene Ontology annotation, biological process: autophagy of peroxisome; fatty acid metabolic process. Gene Ontology annotation, molecular function: fatty-acyl-CoA binding. Gene Ontology annotation, cellular component: peroxisome. The record is from RefSeq and is a predicted model, not a curated record. The transcript is spliced from 14 exons.